CACAGGGCUGAGGAAGAAAGCAGACGCCGUGGAGAACCCUUUUGUACAUCGUAAUCAUCGAGGUCCAUAUCCUCAGCUGGCCACCGGUGGCGCCGCAAUGCAUUGGCAUCGCAUACUCUUCAGCCUGCUAACCUGUAGACUAACCCAACUUCAGCUCUCGCAUUCUAUUCUUAUCGCGAUACAAAUGCCUCAGUCAUAGCAGCCAUCCCGCUCGUUUUUGCUUCUCCGGAAACUAUGUCUACAGAACAGAAAGAAGAAUCGGCCAGGACGAAGCGCUUGCUCAUUCGUCCGCUGCGUCUCGACGAUGCCAACGACGUCUUUCUCAUGCGAUCGAAUCCGGAGGUGAUGGAAUUCACGUCCGCUUUACCUUCUACAGACAUCCAAAAAUCUAGAGACUGGGUCUCGGACUGCAUCACCCGUUCCAACUGCCACAACUUCUCCAUGGAGCUGCUGCCCUCUGCUUCCACUACUACAUCCUCCCCAGAAGAGAAUGCCAUGCCCGCACCGCGGGUGAUUGGCGUCAUUGGAGCCAUGCGAACACCAGAAGUAGGAUACAUGAUUAAUGCGGAAUACUGGGGGAAGGGAUACGCUUCGGAGGCCCUGCAGGGCUACAUGCCGAUUUUCUUCGAUCACUACUCCGGCGAGGAAAGGCAUGACUUCGCGGAUGCGCUUGUAGAUACAACACAUGCGCCUAGUCGGAGAGUGUUGGAGAAGGCUGGCUUCAAGCUAUUAGAGAUCCGAGAGCGCGACUUUAAGAGUCCGACGCAAGGAAUACGAGAUACAUGUGUUUAUCGAAUGGCAAGGCCAGCAUAAGAUCUAGAGAACGAAUCGACGCUAGCUGCAGUACAGCAUUGAAUCAAGUGUAUAGGUAGCUUAUGAAAUAGACUUCGAGCUGUGAUGAUUCUUGGAGCGAGUUAGCAG
Mytilinidion resinicola is the source of this 921-nucleotide messenger RNA. RefSeq names its product acyl-CoA N-acyltransferase. The record is from RefSeq and is a predicted model, not a curated record. Bases 235 to 813 code for a protein of 192 amino acids. Lineage: Eukaryota; Fungi; Ascomycota; Dothideomycetes; Mytilinidiales; Mytilinidiaceae. Gene Ontology annotation, molecular function: acyltransferase activity, transferring groups other than amino-acyl groups. The transcript is spliced from 2 exons.